Messenger RNA from Carica papaya (papaya), 616 nucleotides. RefSeq names its product galactosyltransferase family protein. The record is from RefSeq and is a predicted model, not a curated record. Lineage: Eukaryota; Viridiplantae; Streptophyta; Magnoliopsida; Brassicales; Caricaceae.
UUCUUUGCAGCUCAUCCACAAUCAAACCAACCCUUUUGCUCAUCACUUGAGAGAUUUCAAGUCAAAGUUAAACCAUGGCUAAUGCACGUCUAGCAAGGUUUGUCAUGGAGGUUGCUCCUCCUCAGUUUGUGACUGUCAUGAGGCACAAAACUGCAAAGCUCUUAGAUACCAUUAAUGAAGAGGAAAGAGAAUUUUCCGGAAAUGAUUCUGUCCCUUCUUCCAGAAUUCCGCCAUCUAAUUGCGCUGCAGCUACAGCAGCUGCCACAGCCGGAGCUGCAGCCGGAGUCGCAGCUGUGAAUUGCAAAAAUCCUCUGAGAGAAGUUCAGAGAUCAUUGUCGAUCUUUCGUAAUUAUGAGGCGUAGUUUUCGAUUUAUUAGAGGUGGAGUUAUUGUUUCCUGAGUUUUCUUUUGGUUUUCUUUCUUAAGAGUCCACUGGUCUGGUUGGUUGAACAUGGCCUGUUGAGACUUAAGGUAGGUGAGUCUGUAUCAGGAAGUUGUGUUGAACUGUUCUUCCACGCUGUACAGAGUCAAAAAAUUUCAUAAACUAUUACAAUGUAAAAUUGCUGGUUUCACUUUCUUAUUAUUGACCUAAAUUAAUGAUUCAUCGUAUAACGGUU